AUGCCCUGGCUGCGACGCUACCCGGUUGACAUAGACAUCAUUAAAACGCAUUUUUUCAAGAUGUGCUACCACAACUAUGAGUUGUACCCAUCUUUCCGUGACUUUAGGUUCAAUUUUAAAACUCGUCUGAAUAUGGUUCAGAAGGAUGAGACCGGUGUUGUGGAUGCCGACUAG
Molecule: messenger RNA, 174 nt
Organism: Phytomonas sp. Hart1
Lineage: Eukaryota; Euglenozoa; Kinetoplastea; Trypanosomatida; Trypanosomatidae
Source: the annotation of a GenBank genome assembly